AUACUAUACGUGCAAAUAGCCGAACUGCUGGUGUGUGCGGUGGUAUUAUGCGUCGCCAUCAUGCUGAUUAUUUUCGCUUUGGUGGUGAGCAAGCGGUCUAGACGAGGGACAUCGCGUGGCAAACUGCACUCCUACGUAAAGGGCGGACGUCGAAUGGCAGUAAUUCUUCUGUGGACUACAUUCGGCCAGCUAACAUUGUGGGUGAUUCUGACAAUCGGGUUGGCAGUGCCUAACGUCGCCUGGGCGAUGAUGGCAAGCGUAUGUGAACACGAACUCGCCGACUUCUACACUGGUCCCGGUGUGCAAAAGCCAGGCAUCUACGAGAACAACAUUCCACUGAAACCGUACUGGGAGGAGCCAGGCUACCGUCCCACACCGCGUUUCAAUGGCGAUGACCUUGCCAGGAGUUUUCCACACCUCCCAAUUCCACCAAUGAUCAACCCGGCCAAUUAUACGUUUAGGGUGUUUGAGGAAAUCGGUCGAUCGGAUGGGUUUUACUACGUCUUCAACCUCACAGCCUACGGCAAGUUGUUUGAAGUUGUAAAAACUGCGGGAUCCCUCUACGGCUGCGGUUUGGGAGGCGCUCUCAUGGUUGUCGUUGGACUGUCUCUUAACUUGGUUGUCAUGGCGAGCUACAAAACAAGACUAAAAGUGACGAAGGAGUACAAGCAGGCGGCGUUGCUAAAACCACCCAAUGACAACGUAGAAUACAUCUGA
This is a messenger RNA of Mesocestoides corti, 717 nucleotides long. The record is from the annotation of a GenBank genome assembly. Lineage: Eukaryota; Metazoa; Platyhelminthes; Cestoda; Cyclophyllidea; Mesocestoididae.